AUGGUCUCGAAGGACUUGAGGUUAAACCUGCAGCGAGUGUUGCAGAUGGAGAAGCAGCUCAGUGUGACACAGGCUGAGGCUGAGACUCCUGUGGACGACAGUCUGGUGUCUGAUGCUCACCACACAGACCCAGUCGUGGAGAACCUCACUCGUGCGUUGGCUGGUUUUGUCUAUCUCCCACUCCUCGUCGCAAACACCGCUGUGAGCGCUGAGUCAUGUUACAGCAGACAGAAUAGUGUUAAACGAGCUGGGGAUUGGCGCCAUGUUUCGUCCCCCUCCGGCACAAGCAGCGGAGACGAGUGGUAA
Messenger RNA from Knipowitschia caucasica, 306 nucleotides. Lineage: Eukaryota; Metazoa; Chordata; Actinopteri; Gobiiformes; Gobiidae. The record is from the annotation of a GenBank genome assembly.